AGUGUUUUUGACCACAGCCGGUCCUUCGAGUUCUGUGGGAUUGCUGGUUUUGUACUUCUCUUCAUUGAAUUUGCUUAAGAUUGUUUCGAAGAAAACAAUGGACUUCUCGAAAUGUUUGAUGUUGCUAGUUCUGGUCCUUUGUUUUGCAGAAAUACAGGGCAAGUGUGAAAAGCAAGAAACCGAUGAAAUUCUUGCUUGCGUUUCGCCUCAUAUGAUGCAUUUUUUUUCAUUUGCAAUCAGUCCUUUUUGUGCAAGACAUCUUAUCACACAAGAUAUUUGCACGAAGUUUGCAGACAUCGUGCGAUGUGUUAAUGGCGUUAAACUCUCAUCGGAAUGCGUACGAGACUCUGCCAAGCAACUCAGCACAAACUUGGAGAUUGCUUGUAAGCUGAAUGACUUCCAGGAAGUUUGCAUUAACGCACCUGCCCUUCGGACAGAAAUCGACUUGUCAGCGCAAUCGCUACCUGUCGGUAAAGGUGAAAGUGGUGCAUCCUAUGGUACAGGAUAUACUGUGCAGACGACAACUUCUCCAGCUAAAAUCAAGUGUACGAAGGAAGAAAUCGACGUCUAUGCCAAUUGUUUGUUGCCUCACAUGUUGAGCUUCUCCCCGGUGCUGAGCGGCUCUUCUUGUGACAAAAAUCUUAUCUCAAAAGAUAUCUGCAAGAGGGUAGCAGAUGUUGCGCAAUGUUUCCAUCAUGCCACAGCUACACGGAUUUGUGGCAUUCACCUUGCCCAGCAAUAUGCCACACAGCUGAAUUUUUCUUGUAGCCUGAAUGUCAUCUUCGAAGUUUGCGCCAACAUUUCCAUGCUUGACACAGGAGAUGCUGUAGAAACGACAGUAUCUUCAGCAGAAGGUCUAUGUAAGGAGCAGAGAAGUAGUGCUUUCAGUGCCUGCAUUACUCCCUAUAGCAUGAUGUUCAUCCGGCUGACGAGAGGCUCUUCUUGUGAUAGAAAACAUCUCUUAGAGAACUCUUGCGAGGAUUUUGAACAUGUCGUGCAAUGUUUCAAUAACCUCAAAGUUACCAGGACAUGCAGGCGUCAGUUCUUUAGGGAAAUCAGCUCGGAUGCCAAUUUCGCUUGUAAGCUGACUGACUUUCAAGAGGUUUGCACUGAUGCUCCUGCCUUUGACACAGUGUCGGAGACAGAAACCCAGUGCGAGGAGGAAGAACUCAACUCCUUUGAUGAAUGCAUCUUACCAUACACAUUGAGUUUUGCUCCAUUGACAAGUGGCCCUACAUGUAACAAAAAUAUUAUCUCGAAAGAUAUUUGCCUGAAUUUUGCAAAUAUCGUGCAUUGCAUCAAUGAUGUCAAAGCUUCAAAGAUGUGCAGGCGUCAGUUUGCAGAGGAACUCCACAUACAAAUGAAUUUUGCUUGCACACUAAAGACUUUCAGGAAGUUUGCCCAGAUGCUCCUGCUCUAAAUACUGUUUCAAGAACACAAGCGAUCUGUAGGACACAUGAGCUCACCGACUUUCAAGGCUGCUUCUACCCGCGAGUCAGGAGUUUUAACAAACUGGGGAGUGGUUCUUCUUGUAACAGAGAACUUAUAUCAAAGGAUCUUUGCAGGGAUUUUGCAGUUAUCGUGGAAUGUUUCAAUAAAGUCAAUAGUUCACGGUCGUGCAGACGCCAUUUUUCCAAGAAUCUCCGCACACAAACGAUUUUCUCUUGUCAUCUGAAGGACUUCCAUCAAGUAUGCACUAAUGUCUCUGACUUUGAUACAGGUAGGUGUUCAUCCUCUUACGGUUAUGCUUUUGUCUUCAUAAGUUUUUCAUACACAAUUGAGAAACAUUCUGAACAUUCUAUACAAGUCAUUAUUCAUAUAUAUAUACACAAAGACACAUAACUAGAAAGACACACCAAUAUAUGGGAUGGAUCUGACAGAUUUUGAUGAUCCAGUUUUCAUGAUUUGAUUAAUGCAAGCCAAACAGUAUUAAUCUGAGCUACUUCGUCGACGGCAAAUGCCUUACACGUAUCUCUGGCAGACCAGCAAGACUUGUCAAUAUAUAUACUUACAAGUUCAAGUUUCUGAAGCAGAACGUGACCACGCCAAAGGCUUUUGAAGGUAUGAUAGAAUGGAGGUAUUAUCAUCGCAUCUCUUUCGACUUUAACGGCACCUUUUGUUUCCAAAUAACGGUAAGAGAUAAGUUUUCUACUUCUUUUUUAAAUAGGUGGCACUUAGUUCAUAGACUUUAAAGCUGAUUAUUGGCAGCUCUAGCUAAGGGAAAUUGUUGUAAGUCAAUGAUAAUAAUGGCGUGAUGGUGAUGAAAA
Molecule: messenger RNA, 2267 nt
Organism: Pomacea canaliculata
Lineage: Eukaryota; Metazoa; Mollusca; Gastropoda; Architaenioglossa; Ampullariidae
Exons: 19
Coding region: 98-1420 (440 amino acids)
Source: RefSeq, a predicted model, not a curated record